AAUCGUAUAAACGAACGCAACUACUGUAGCUUGUUAUGUUAUGGAACCGGUACCUUAGAUACAAGAAAAGAGGUUAUGAUUUAUUUAUUUUUUUUUAAAUUAAAUUUUUGGUCAGUAUCAAGCAUAUAUAUAAGGUAUCAAGCACAUUUAGGGAAUGCCUGUAAGCAAAUUACUUCGUGUAAAUCAGAUAGACGCGGUUUAUUUGGACAACGAAAUAUACAAAUCAUUGCUAUGGUUGGUAAAAGAAUGCACUUCUCACUUACCACCCAGAAUUGCCGCAUACUACAUGCCCGAGUUAGAAUUAUUUGUCAAAUUCGUCAUACUAUAUCAUUCUGUUGCGAAGAACGGUUUCACAUUUGGUCAAAAAUUAUUGGCCAUUAAGUACGAGAACUUAAGUAACGCUAAGAAAAUAUUGUAUCUGGUCUUUAGCUGUUCAAGCUAUCUACACAGAGUGGAAGCGUUCAAUAAUUUCGCUCGUUUUUAUAAAUACAUUGUGUGGUUUGACGGGUUUAUAAAAAUUUGUAAUUUUGUUAAUUUAUCGUUGUUUUUAAAAACUGGUAAAUAUCCCAUUUUAAUCGACAGAAUUCUAAAUUUGGAACAAGUGUAUACACAAAAUGCAGAAAGAUCGUUUGGUUCAAAAUAUUUAGCCAGGGAACUUUUAUGGAAUGGCUUCAUUGAAAUUCUGGUAUAUGUUUUACCAUUAAUCAACUAUCACAAAAUAAGGAGAAUGAUUUAUAGCAUCAUGCCUUCACGAAAAAAAUUAGAUGCUUUCUCUGAUACUCCUGUUUUGACACUACAAACUACAUGUAUAUAUUGUGGAUUGGCACCAAUUCUUCCACAUCAUAUGAACUGCAAACACGUAUUUUGUUAUGUGUGUUUAAAGGGAAACCAAUUGGCUGAUUCUAUGUAUUCAUGCCCUGAAUGUGGACAUUCUACAACAUCGUGUGAACGGGUUUCAGUAAAAUGAGUUUUAUAGAAUUGGGCGGAUAGAUUAAUCAUUGGGUACCUAUACCACCGGACAUCGAUGUUUUAGAAGAAGUAGCUAGAGAGGGUAAUUACUUUUAGUUCUGGAACUUGUCAAUUGAUUCGUAUAUGUUGGCUAAAUAAAUUUAAGAUGCAUCUAGU
This is a messenger RNA of Photinus pyralis (common eastern firefly), 1125 nucleotides long. Its product is annotated as peroxisome biogenesis factor 2. The record is from RefSeq and is a predicted model, not a curated record. The transcript has 4 exons. The coding region runs from base 155 to 967 and encodes 270 amino acids. Gene Ontology annotation, biological process: protein import into peroxisome matrix. NCBI's taxonomy places the organism in Eukaryota, Metazoa, Arthropoda, Insecta, Coleoptera, Lampyridae. Gene Ontology annotation, cellular component: peroxisomal membrane. Gene Ontology annotation, molecular function: zinc ion binding.